Molecule: messenger RNA, 1116 nt
Organism: Ipomoea triloba (trilobed morning glory)
Lineage: Eukaryota; Viridiplantae; Streptophyta; Magnoliopsida; Solanales; Convolvulaceae
Exons: 1
Coding region: 1-1116 (371 amino acids)
Source: RefSeq, a predicted model, not a curated record
AUGGUGUCAGACGAUGAAGAAAUAGGAGACGAAAGAGCAGAUCCAAACUGUCCAAUAAUCCGAGUUUCUAAGGAAGAGAAAGAGAGGCUACGCCGGCCAUGGCGACGGACUCUCAUCAUCAAGCUAUUGGGAAGAAAGGUGGGUUAUUCGUUCUUGAUGAACAGAUUACAGAGGAUGUGGAAGCCAGAAGCAAGCUUCGACCUAAUCACACUCGACCAAGACUUCUUCCUCGCUAAAUUCGAAUCCCUACGGGAUUACGAAUUCACAAAAUACGAUGGACCUUGGAUCAUCCUAGGGCACUAUCUAACGGUACAAGAAUGGGUUCCUAACUUCAUACCAUGGAAGAACAAGUUGAUUAAGCUCUUAGUCUGGAUGAGAUUUCCCUCUUUGCCGAUUGAGUAUUUCGAAGAAGAUUUCAUGAUGAAAAUCGGCAAAGAAGUUGACCGCCCAGUUAAAGUCGAUUACACGACUAGCUUGGUCUCAAAGGGGAAGUUUGCUAGGAUCUGUGUUGAAUUGGAUAUGUCUAAACCCUUACUGUCGAAAUUUACACUAGCUGAAGAGGUACGGCCGAUCGAAUAUGAGGGCAUCCAUAUGGUUUGCUUCAAAUGCGGAAUCUAUGGGCAUAAGUUAGGGCAAUGUGGCAACGAAGAGAACAGGGAGGCGAACGUUGUAGAGGAGCAACCUCCCAGUGACGGUCAGUCUGGUGAUCAACAAGCAACGAAAACACAGCCGGCGACGCAACGAACCACCACUCCAGCCCGCAAUUACAAGGAAAACUUCGGGGCUUGGAUGUUGGUGACGAGGAAGGAUAGAAAAGGGCAGAGGAGGCCGGAUAACCAAUCCCAGGGGCAGCCAGACAGAGGAAGGAAUCAAAACCCAGCGAGGAAAACCAACUCAACGGCAAUGGAAACCGGCUCCCAGUAUGCCGCCUUGGAACACCUAACCGACACCGAAAUGGUCCCCUCACAUGACGGCAAUAUGCCAACACCAACAGCCAGGAACUUAAUUACCAGCCAUUCGCACCACCCCACAUACUCAAACACAGGAGAUCCAUGGGUCAAUUCCUCAACAAGCCCCGGGGAGUCAAGCCCAACACAACGGCCAUGGUGCAUAUAG